Molecule: messenger RNA, 1578 nt
Organism: Aureobasidium namibiae CBS 147.97
Lineage: Eukaryota; Fungi; Ascomycota; Dothideomycetes; Dothideales; Saccotheciaceae
Product: acetyl-CoA synthetase-like protein
Exons: 4
Coding region: 1-1578 (525 amino acids)
Biological process (GO): secondary metabolic process
Molecular function (GO): CoA-ligase activity
Source: RefSeq, a predicted model, not a curated record
AUGCCUUUCGAAUCACCCCACUCGCCAAUAUCUCUACCACCCAACGAAUCAAUCUGCCCACUAUCCACAACCUCUGCUUGCACCCCUCCAUCAGGCUACCUCGACGCCAGCACCGGCGCCUCCCUCUCCUACUCAGCCGUAAAGCAAAAAGCCACCGCCCUCUCCACAGCUCUGAUACGCAAUCAUGGUUUCAAAGCCAACGACACCGUCAUCUUGUUUUCCCAAAACUCGAUUUGGUAUCCGGUAGCCAUGUUUGCGGUGCUCAGGGCUGGAGGUGUGGUUAGCGGCGCCAGCCCUGCUUAUAAUGCUGAAGAGAUGGGGUAUGCAUUGAGGACUUCUGGGGCGAGGUUUGUGAUGACGCAUCCUGAGAGGUUGGGUGUGGCUGUUGAGGCUUGUGAGGCUGUGGGCUUGGGUAAGGAGAAUAUUUUUAUGUUGGAGGGAGGGCAAGAGGGUUUCGCAGGUGUGCAGGAAUUGAUUAAAGAGGGCGAGAAAGGUAAAGAGGUGGAUGAGUGGAUGGGAGCAAAAGAAAAGGGGAAUAAGAACGUAUGUGCUUUUUUGAGCUUUAGUUCUGGCACCACUGGAAUGCCCAAGGCUGUCAUGAUAUCCUACCAAAACCUCAUUGCACAAUGCCUCCAAAUGCUGACCAUAACACCAAAACUCGAACGCGUGCUCGCCGUCCUCCCUCUCUUCCACAUAACCGGCUUAGUCCACAUCUUUCACCUCCCCAUCCUCUUCAACGCCCAAGUCAUCAUGCUACCUUCCUUUUCAAUGCCAACAAUGCUUUCCGCAGUAAUGCACUACAAGAUCAAAGAACUACUCUUGGUACCUCCUUUACUGAUCCGUCUGGUUCGCGAUCCAAUUGUGGACGAAUACGAUUUAUCUCACGUCACGAGGUUUUCAUCCGGUGCUGCUCCACUCAGUCAGGAGAUUUUGGAGUUGUUGCAGAGGAGGUUUCCGAAUACGGGGUUUAAGCAGGGGUAUGGGAUGACGGAGAGUUGUUCGUGUAUUCAAGGGCAUCCACCCGAGUAUUAUGAUUACAGGUACGCUCACGCUGUUGGUCAAAUCGUGCCUUCGACGUCUGUAAAGAUAAUCAAGGAGGAUGGGGAGGAAGCUGGUGUUGGCGAGCGUGGAGAGGUGCUGGCAAAGGGUCCUCAAAUCACCAUGGGAUACCUGAACAACGAAGCAGCGACACGAGAUACGUUUGAUGCCGACGGAUACCUGCAUACCGGCGAUCAAGGCUUCAUCGACGCAAAAGGGCUUCUCACAAUCACAGACCGCAUCAAGGAGAUGAUAAAAGUGAAUGGUCACGCUAUCGCCCCCGCAGAACUCGAAGACCUGCUACUCGGCCAUACAGCCAUUGAAGACGUUGCUGUGCUCGGCAUUACAGAUAUAGGGAAAGAAUUGUUGACGUACAUCAAGGAAAGAAAGAUCCGAUACAAAUGGUUAGCGGAGAUUGAGUUCGUGGAGCAGAUCCCCAAAUCUCCUUCUGGCAAGAUAUUGAGAAGAGUGCUCAAAGACAGGGUCAAGGAAGCUAAAGUUGGAUUUGUGGUCAAGGAGGCUGCAAAGGCAAAGUUGUAG